This is a messenger RNA of Anastrepha obliqua, 760 nucleotides long. RefSeq names its product serine protease inhibitor dipetalogastin-like. NCBI's taxonomy places the organism in Eukaryota, Metazoa, Arthropoda, Insecta, Diptera, Tephritidae. The record is from RefSeq and is a predicted model, not a curated record. Gene Ontology annotation, molecular function: protein binding. The transcript is spliced from 2 exons. Bases 1 to 654 code for a protein of 217 amino acids.
AUGACUUCCGGCCGUGGCUAUGAGUUAUAUCGUCCAUUCCAUCAGUCAAUGGCAGUCAAUGAUCACACAAUCGACUACCUGCUAUUGCCAAUAUCUGCCUACUCUUCAGUUCAUUCGAGCAUAUUUGCAAAAUUACACGUAUUUUUACUGCGCAGUUAUUACCGAAAAUUGUGCAAAAUGCACUUUUCACAGAAAUUUUCUAUUAGCCUGCUAGUUUUGCUGAGCUGCGUCGUCUACCAGUCGUAUGCCAGCAUUAGCGCUGAAGCUGCACCUGUUGAUGCUGCCGAGGAAUUAUGCAUGUGUGGCCGCCAGUAUUCGCCUGUGUGUGGAUCCGAUUUGACCACCUACAACAAUCCCUGUCUCUUUGAAUGCGCACGCAAGAAGUUGGCCGCCAAGGGCCGCAGUUUGACGCAGGCGCGCUCGGGCGCUUGUGAUACCAUGGCACGUAGUCUAGCCGAUGUGGCAGCUGAUGAGGAAGCUGAGGCUGAUGACGAUAUGGAUUUGGUGGCAUGCGCCUGUGAUCGCAGUUUGGCACCAGUUUGCGGGUCGGACAAUCGCACUUACAGCAACCGCUGCAUCUUCGAGUGCAAGCGCUCCAUCCUGGCUCGUCUAGGCAGAGUUUUGACUAUCCUACGCGAGGGAGGUUGCAAAUGAGUUCGAUGGCAACUUACAUGGAAAUGAGUCAAAUAUUUUGUGUUGAUAUUCAGUUUUUGAAAAAUUUAAUAAAUAAAGCAGUUUAAAAAGCAAUUGACAAAAAGAA